GCCACAUCCCUGCCCUCUGAUGACAUCCUUCCACCCUGGGGCUUGGCAGGAUGGAGACCAUGGAUACCCCCAUCCCCAUCCCUGCACUGGCCACGGAGCCCCGGUUUGCCCAGUGCCUCAGGGAGCAUCUGGAAGCGGAGCAGCUCCUGGACAAGCGCUACCAGCUGCAGGAGGUGCCGGGGGGCCAUGUGGCACUGCCCGUGCUGGAGGAGAAGCUCUCCCUGCUGAGCCUGCCGCAGGAGAUGCCCUGUGGGCUGGUCCGCAUCCAGGAUCCCAUCCCCUCCAGGGCACUCCGCCGGCGGACGCCUGCCCAGAGGCUGCGGGAUGAGCUGCGGCGGCUGCUGGGCGAGAGCUGGUCGGAGGAGCUGGAGCGAGAUGUGCCCCGCGCCUGGCAGCGCCAUGGGGACCUGGUGCUGCUGAGCGAGGACAGCCUCAGCGCUGCGCCCUGGGAGCAGCUGGGUCCGGUGCUCUGGGAGACGGUGGCAUCAGCGCUGGGGGCGCGGCGGCUGGCCAGGAGAGGACGGGUAUUGCCAGGCGGGAUGCGGUCCCCCAGUGUCACCCUGCUGCUGGGCCAGGACCCCUGGGUGGAGCACGUGGACAAUGGGAUCAGGUACACGUUUGAUGUGACCAAGUGCAUGUUCUCCCCGGGCAACAUCACGGAGAAGCUGCGGGUGGCAUCGCUGCCCUGCGCUGGGGAGGUGCUGGUGGAUCUCUAUGCAGGCAUCGGCUAUUUCACCCUGCCCUACCUGGUACACGCAGCAGCCGCCUUUGCCCAUGCUUGCGAGUGGAACAGCCACGCCGUGGAGGCCCUGCGGAGGAACCUGGUGCUGAACGGCGUGCAGGACCGCUGUCGUGUGCACCACGGGGACAGCCGGGAGCUGGAGCUGCGGGACGUGGCGGACAGGGUGAACCUGGGGCUCAUUCCCAGCUCGGAGGAGGGCUGGCCGGUGGCGUGCCGCGUCCUCAAGAAGGCCACGGGUGGUGUUCUCCACAUCCAUCACAACGUGGAGUCUGUCCCAGCGGGAUCCAGCUCUGAUGGAGAAGCACAGCACCCAGCGGAGAGUGGUGGCAAGGAGAAGCAGAGGGCCAGGAUCAGACCAGAAUGGAAGAGAUGGGCUGAAGCCACAGCAUCACGGAUCCGGGGGCUGCUGGCAGAGCUGCAUGGGCAGGCGUGGAGCACCAGCAUCCUGCACAUUGAGGCGGUGAAGUCCUAUGCACCCCAUGUGCAUCACCUCGUGCUGGACCUCCAGUGCCGGCCAGCACUGCCCACAGAACCCACUGCCAGCUCCCCCGUCACCCCAGAUCCCACAGGACGGUGAUGCUGGAGCACGGGUGGUGGGAGAUGCCACCACUGCCUGCUGAUAGCUUGGCUGUGCUUUGCAUCCCCUCAUUCCCAACGGCAGUGCCUUGCGGCGGCACCAGAGGAUGCACUCACAUGGGAUGUCCCUCCAGGAGCCAUAUCCAGGCUGAGGAUGGAGCAAGUUGGAGCUGAGAGCACUCCAGUCCUGCCCAUCACUGCCUUGGACUCAUAGUGGCACUUCCAGUUCCAUUUUCACGCAGGAGAGAGCCACGGGGUAGAAUAAACCCUGGAUUCCUGCUGCUUUUCAUUUCAGCAAGUCAGGGACAGGCAUUGUGUCUCCAUUUACCAACGUGCUUUUUCAGUGUACUGAAACCAGGUCUGUUCAUCUCGGUUUCUUCUCACCUUUCUGCAGAAAUAAGGAUGUUUCUUA
Molecule: messenger RNA, 1730 nt
Organism: Neopsephotus bourkii (Bourke's parrot)
Lineage: Eukaryota; Metazoa; Chordata; Aves; Psittaciformes; Psittacidae
Gene: TYW2
Product: tRNA methyltransferase 12 homolog
Exons: 7
Coding region: 51-1319 (422 amino acids)
Biological process (GO): tRNA methylation
Cellular component (GO): cytoplasm
Molecular function (GO): tRNA methyltransferase activity
Source: RefSeq, a predicted model, not a curated record